AUGUAUCCCUGGCACCAGCGCCUGAACACCUGGGCAGAGGAAGCAGGCCUACGCAUCGACGCGCUCGGCCUGGUAACAUUGCUGGGCGCGGAGGAGAUGGACCGCACAGUGGGGCGGCUCGUCCCGAGCCACUACCUAGACUACCUGCCUCUCCUGGGCGCCUUCGUCGUGGCAGGAAACCGGUUCACCUCCAAGCAGUUCGGCUUCACGCUGUACAACAUCUCCGCAGGAAUCGUGACGACUGAGCUGGCGGGCUGGUUCUCACGAUGGCUGCGCGCGCAGGAACUGCGUCAGGCGCGAAGUGUUAUUACCUGGGAGGUUGUUGAGCAUCAACGGCCCUCAAGGUGGAAGACGUUCCUUGUUAGCGUGUUGCUUGUGGCGCUGCCGGUCCACGGGAUGCUUAUUGCCUUGACUGUGCUGACGGCGGACUGGUGGGGGUUCGCGAAUGUGAUGGCGAUGAUAGUGUCUGUGGUUGUGCGAUGUAUCCUGGUCGCGCAGAAUUGCGCCGGGAUAGAUGCCAAUGUCAGUCGAGCGCAGCAGGAAGCGCGCAACUACAAGUAUCCGCAGAAACGGGACAAAUAUGACGAAACGAUGAUGAAUCUCGAGAAAGACAAACAGCAACACCAACAACAACACAUGGCCAUUCCCGUCGCGCCCAAGGACCCCUUCGCUAUCGCCAAGGUCAUCGUGAUAACCGACGAGUCGAAAGCUGUCACGAUUGCUGCACCCGCUCAUCUGAUCCAAUUACUGUUUACGACCACCCCGGAUGUGCCAAAUCAUGGCAUCUACCAGGCGACCCGGCUCUUGGGCUGGGUCGCGUUCGGCGUGCACGUCGUCGCGAUUGGCAUGUCGGCCCUAUACACGCAAAUAUGUACAGUAGUGGUGAUGGUCGCCGCGACGAUCCUAACCGCCUUCAAGUUUGGCUGUGAUGAUUCGCACAUGGGGAGGAGGAUUUGGAAGGCAGUUAUGAACCGCAAACGCAACGACGACGAUGAAAAAGAGGCCUGGUCAUAUACUUGCUGGGUGGGGUCGAGAUUAAAGGCGACUGUCUCGUCCUACCCGGAUUGGUAUAGCGAGUGGAGCGAAGACCAAGGGGAGCCCAAACUACCUCAGGUGGUGACGGUCGUCGAGACGAAAGGUGGAAGGAGACGAGCAAGAGCCGUCCUUGACCUGGAACCUGCUCGUCCUCCCCCGAACAAGAAGAAAAUCGUCGAACGCCGGCAAGAUCUUUAUGCUUGGUUGGGCCUAACGGAGGAGGAAGAGACGCACAUGACGGCUUGGGGGUUGAUGCCCCGGAAUCGGGAGUGGAUGAGUGUGUACUUUGAGAAGAAGAUGAAGCAUAAAAAGCGAAUUGGUCGUGAUGGGACGUAG
Aspergillus udagawae is the source of this 1371-nucleotide messenger RNA. RefSeq lists its product as uncharacterized. The transcript has a single exon. NCBI's taxonomy places the organism in Eukaryota, Fungi, Ascomycota, Eurotiomycetes, Eurotiales, Aspergillaceae. The record is from RefSeq and is a predicted model, not a curated record. The coding region runs from base 1 to 1371 and encodes 456 amino acids.